This is a messenger RNA of Pocillopora meandrina, 9245 nucleotides long. The record is from the annotation of a GenBank genome assembly. NCBI's taxonomy places the organism in Eukaryota, Metazoa, Cnidaria, Anthozoa, Scleractinia, Pocilloporidae.
AUGGCGAGUCCACAGGUUCUUUUCCUGUGCUUCGUUUCAAUCCAUUCGGUCGCAAUCGCUGAUCUGUCUUCGGAGUUUGCUCAUCAUGCCGUCCUGGACCCAGCAGAAAAAAUGAAACUAUACUGGACCGUUGAUUGGGACGCAAAAAUGGUUUAUUUCGCUGUGGAGGCAGCAACCACUGGGUGGGUAGGAUUUGGAUUCUCCGGCCGCUCUGGAGCUAUGAUCGGAAGCGAUGUUGUUAUAGGCUGGGUGAAGAAUAACGAGGGAUAUCUUCGGGUAAGGAUGUAAAUCUACUUGUCUCAUUUCGGACUAAGGGAACGGAGCAUGUUUGGAUUUGUGACUUCUACUGUUAUGUAAAGCUCCCACUAAAUCUGCGCGUAGUAUUUCAUUUCAUUUCGAUCAGGAUCAGCAAUGUCAAUAGCGUGAUGUUUGUAAAUAGAAUAAGAGAGUUUUGAGCUCGGUAAAGAAAUAGGGAAAGAUGUUUUUCGUCUUGCCACGAGCGUGACAUUGCUGAUCCUGCAGUAUGCAGGACGUUUGUGAAAUUCGUAAUAGACCCUCGUGGCUCAGUGAUAGAACACCGGAGCGCGGAAUCCGAAGAUCUGAGGUUCGAUUUCUCAUGGGAACUUUUCCUUUGUCCAACGCUCGUGACAAGACGAAAAUCAUCUCUCUAUAUUUCUCUGCAGAGAUCAAAACUUACCAUCUCUCUUAUUCUAUUAAUAAGUGAUCAUGCUUUUACCGUUCUUGCAAAUUCAACAGUCAUUUCCACUCAUUUAGUCUUUUUAAUGAGAGAUCAGUUUGGGACGUGUCAAUCAACCAUGUUUGACACUUUGAAGUUUAUCGACCGACGUUUUUACCAAGCUGUUAGGGGUGUAAAGUACUCGUAGGUCAAGUGAACACUCUCAUUCCUCUAUAUGAACUGUCUUUUAUUCAAUCAUCAGGAUAAUAUAUAUAACGUAUGACACUCGUAAUCAGUUAUUUUACUUUCACAUAGGAGAGUAGAUUUACGGCGCGAUUGGAAGUUCCUUCCAGUAGAGACCUUAUGUAACGCAAUAUACAACAAGAGAGAGGUUUGAAUAAGCGCUUCCCUCUGUACUUAUCUUUUAUUCCGUUACAGGAUCGUUUUGCAGAUGAAGAAAAACUUCCACCAGUCGAUGAACAGCAAGACUACAAACUGACAGGAUUUGAAGAGAGUGGAGGAAAAACUGUGCUUAAGUUUAAGCGAGAGUUUGACACGUGUGAUUCGCGCGACAGGAAGCUGGAGGUAAGUGUUGGGAUUUUGUACCAUGUCGUUACGACAUAAGGGAACGCGUUAUUAAGAUUGACAGUUUUGAAGGCGUAUCGCCUAGAUAUGUUAUUCAUCAAGCAAUACGACAAAAACAGGUUUAUAUUACACGAGCAAAGAACCCAAUCGAGACAAAAGGUAAAAGCGAACAGGUCUUCAGUCAGAAUAAUUGUGUAAGCGAGAGAGGGUUUGCUGUUCUAAUAAAUUAGUUUAGGACAGUGAGUGUAAGGACGGAGUCGGUGCCAUCUAUUUUUCUUGCUAUUUCCCCUCCCCCUCCCCCCCUUUUUUUCCUUUUUCGGAUUUGGUAUUCCCAAGCCCACACAUAGUAAAAACUGAACUGCUGAGUCUGGGCCUUAAACAAGAUAAACCAAAAAAAUCCUGCAACUCGCUCAAAAAAAAAAAAAUAAUAAUAAAUACAUGAAGUCAGGGUUAGGAAGGAGGAUCUCCCGUUAUUUUUCCACUGGACAAUUAAAAUUCAUUCAUGCUGUAGAUACAAAGUAAGAUUUAGAAACAAAAAAUUGAGAAUGUAAUGUGGUUAAUUUUUUCGCUUUUGUUCCGGAAUGGAAAAGAGUUAAGUAUAUCUGACUACCAUAACAAAAAUACUGUUGUGAAGAAGACCAAAAUGGAAAUAUAAAUGUUAAAUGCUCGCCUAAUUUCUGGAUAGAGCUUGUGUUAUCGGCUAAGUAGAAGUUGUUUCUGUCUCCCAAGUUUUUUGUCUAAGAUAAUAGUUAGGUAGCAUUGCCAAUUCAUGAAAUGUGAUCUCGAACUCAGAUCAAACAGCUCAGUUUUACAGGAAACUAAGCUUGAUCAUGAAUUUGUCGCUGGUGCAGCUAAAAGGAGAGAGUAAGUCACGAAGUUUACAUCUAUAAGCUUUAAGAACAUGUUUAAUCAUCACAUCGAUAUUACGAGAUAGCAUCUUGCAAGCUAGCAAACUUUAUUUCUCUGAUCACCGGUCGGUGUAUGUUCACAGGCUGGAGCUACCAAAGUUGUGUUCGCAUAUCAUGACGAUGACCCGGCCUCAGAAUCGAAGAUAAAGUAUCACACGUUCAGGGGAAGCAGGACACUUAUGCUUCUUAACAGCAUGGAUAAAAGAAACAUCAACGAAACUGGCUGGCUCUCUUUUCCUAUAACUACUAAGAACGUAAGAACUAUUCAGUUAUUGUUAAUACCGUCUAGCAUGCCGUCGAAGCCUGUAAUUAUGAAAUUUCGUUAAUUGCUGCUCAUUUACGAGGAUCAGUUAUUUACUUUAUUUAACUUGAAAAAUAAUUUAUUUCGUCUGAUUUUGAUCACACUUCUUAACGGGAACGAAGAAUCUGUACUUCUUCUUCAACAUGCACAUAUGGCUUGGUAACUAAGUCGGUAGAAAUGCCAAACUAGUUACUGUGGAACUCUAACACUUAAGUUUCUUUAAUCGCAACGAGGAUCAUUUCUUCAAAGACAUUUUUACACCGAUUAGUUUGAGAACUUUUUUGACCACUAACACUGAGCUUAGGCUAAAGUUUUCAUGUUUUAGUAUUUUAAAUCAAACUUUCUGAUUUGCUUUGAAGGUAACAAUCCCUGCCAAGGAAACAACUUACUGGUGUGCUCUGAUCAAAGCUCCCGAACUGCAAUCCAAACAUCACAUCACAAAGGUAUUAGCACUUGUAAUUACCCGGAUAAAUUCGGACAUUUAAUUUCUAGUGAAAAUAAAGUUACAUUUUAAUACUCUUCAACUUCAGCUCGAAAGUGAAAAUAAAAGAAAUUAACACAUCAUGGCUACCAAACAUAUGUGAAUAAUGCAACUGAAACCACCUGUAAACAUACGACUAAAGAAUUUUGAAGGGUUAUCUCAUUAUUCAUUCAGCCAAUUAGUCCAGAAAUUGGUGUCAUCGAGAUAAAAAAAAUGGAACAGAGAAGGAUACUCUAAUGUCAGUUAUUUAUAAAUAGUCUCUCAAAAGGAAGUAAGUAAGUUUCGUGACAUCCGCAUGAAAGUUAGUAACUACCUGAUCUUAGUGAAAUCGACAUAUCCUGGCCAACGCCCCAAUUUUCAGUCUCUUUCCCAUUAUUUCCUCUUGGUGUCGUGCAAUCCAAGCAUAAGCAUGCUCUUAAUUACAAAUCGCUCGGUCAGUUUGAACUGACUUACAGCAUUACUUCCUUAAUUAUACACCAAUCAGUCCGGUUGCCGUUUGUUUUCUUCCUUGCCUGGGUGGUUCUUGUGCGUCAUUUCAUUUGUUGAUUUUCUAUAAAUAAAUCAUGACUAAUACUGGAGAUGUGCUUGACUAUUUUAACGUAUAGGAAGAAGACUUUUCUAUCCCCUCGUGCUUGUCACAAUCAUAAAACAGUCUGCAACUCUUAAUUUCCUUCUGUUUUGUAGGUCGAACCACUUGUACAGAAAGGCAAUGAAGGUUUUGUUCAUCAUCUUAUUCUUUACGAAUGUGAAGGAAACUUUACUGAAAAUGAUUAUGAUCAAGGCAGGGACUGCAUGGACACAGCUAACAUGCCUUAUGCCAGGUGCCGAGAUGCCAGUAUUGUCGUCGCCUGGGCUGUUGGGGGAGAGGUAAAAAUUCAAUUUUGUGUAAGCCUUCAGUUAACGUGAUUCCUCAGCAAUGCGCAUCCCGUAUUGCGCAUAACAUCAUGUAUUUAGGCGAAUAAGUGCGCGGUACCAUCUCUGCAUUACUUCCUCGGGCCCCAUUACCAUUGGCAUUUUUACCCUUUACAAAUUCUCCAUACUAGUGCCGCUAAGAAGAUGCGAGAAGUAUUCUUGUCUCUUGAUCCUAAACUAACUGGCAGUUUUAAGAAUAACGUGAAUUUCGUCCUGGCAGUGACGAAAUUCACUCGCAUGGAAGGGCGACUUCGCCUAAUGAUGACGAGCUCCUAAAGGCUGUCAAACUUUUCAUUCAACACAUUUCUUUAGAUGAAGUACUAGCAAUAAAUAUAUGUACCUAGCUUAAUUUCUUUGGCCAGACACUUAAAAUCUGUUUAUAUUUGCCAAGCAAACUAAAAAAAAAGGCGCUCUCGACAUUGUACCAACAGUAAAUUGUAGGCAGGCAGCCUCUUGUUAUGUAUGCACUUAGUAACAGUAGGUCACUAUAGAGUUUUCUGUCUCUUCGUGAUAGAGCAUCAAAGCGUGAAAUCCGAAGGUCUGUGGAUCGAUCCCUAGUGGGAAGCUCAGAGUUCUCUUUAUUUGACAGCUCAAAAUUUACUAAGAUCUUCUAAAGUUCUAUGAAUUAUUGUGCUAUUUUACUCCAUCUUUGUUUUUGUUUUUUUUAACAGUCGUUUUAUUACCCUCUGCACGCGGGAUUUCCACUCGGCGCAGAUGAUUCACCCAAGAAUUUCCUGUUGGAAAUGCAUUAUGAUAAUCCAAGCAAUGUACCAGGUAAGGAGCUUAUACUUGUCUGAAGUUUGCUUGGUAAAUUGAGUCUCACUAAGGAAUAAGUGAGAGUUUUGUGGUGAUUCAUUGAGUGAGUAAAGAUGAUCUAAAAUCAAAUUUAGACAAUUGCCUAUGAUAAGUGGCAGACUCGAUAAAGGAAUUUAGGGUUUUAUCGCACUCUUGCGCUGACAAAGUUGUCUAUUUCGACUAAUUUUUUGCUGGAUAAUGAAGUGGUAUUUUACCGUGAGAUAUGCUGAAUGUGGAUCACAUCUGAAGAGUUGGAGAGAGUUUAAUUAAAUGUUGUGUCAUCAAUGACGACGCAACGGCGGGAAUAUUGUACCUCUUUCCUCAUACAAGGGCUCCUUUUACAACUGCUUAUGCUUUUCGUAUUCAUCUUCAAUGUUUAAGGCCGAGUUGACAGUUCAGGUGUUCGGAUUUAUUACACCGACAAACUUCGUAAGUAUGACAGUGGAAUUGUAUCAGUAGGAGUGAAAGUAAAUAACUGGCACAUCAUACCCCCCAAACAAAAGGACUGGCUAAGCAUUGGAUACUGUACAGCAGAAUGCACCGAGGUAUGGUAUCAUUUAAUUCUUUGCGGUGCUUAAUUAAGCUGACACAUUGUAUAUACUUUUUUUUGGGGGGGGGGUGAGGGGGGGGGGGUGGGAGGGAGAGAGAAGAUUACUGCUAAAUCUUCAAGGUUUAUUUGUUGUUGUUUACAUUUAGCAAGUUCUCUCGUUAUUGCUGUUGCUGUUGCUGUUGCUGUUACUGUUGUUUUUGUCGUUGCUGCUGUCGUUCGGAGCUAUGAAAACUCCGAUCCAAAGUUAGAUUCAGUUUGUAGGCCUCCUUCAUGGUCAAAAUACUUAAAGCUGGGUCAUAAGCGACGAAGGAGAAGGAGGAUUGCAUAUCUAUAUCGAGACCAAAUACGUAAUUUAGGAAGCCUUGACCAAAUUUUCGCUGAGUGUGCGAAUUUUCAAUGAUAAGUUACUCAGAAAUUUAUGUGUAGUGAGGUGUAAUCGAAAAGAAAAACGAAAGAGAUGAUCUAUGAUACGUCAAAGACUGUGCGGGGUACAACAUGAUGAGUAAUCGCACAUGUGUAUGACCGAAAAACUGGCGUCUCAUGGAAUACUAUUUCUGUUUCAGUCCAUCUUUAACUCGACGUCUCUACAAGGGGGAGGCAUCAUUGUGUUUGCCUCCAUACUUCACACUCAUUUGGCUGGUAAGCUCACCUUCGACGAGGAUAACAGUCAUUUAAUGCUCGAAUGGAUAAAUUAUUUCUUGUUCGGGUCCUUCGGCCAAAAAACUUUGGUAAAGUAACGAAUCGGGGGGGGGGGGCAGGGAACGUAACCCAUUAACCCCUACUUCGUACGCUUCCGCCCCUUUUGUACAGGAAUCUGUUAGCAAAUGAAUAAACAAGCAAACACAGAAAGCCCUAAUGGAAGUUGGAUUACCGAAAUCAUUUACUUGCCUUUUUAGUUCUUCUCUGAUAUCUGUUUUCUGCUACAAUUCUACUUACAGCAAGUUCACUUCUCUUUUCCUUAAUCUCUCUGUCUCUGAUCAAGUCCGAUGGACUUUGAUUCUCACUGACCAAUAAAUCUAGAGUACAUGCUUUCAUAGACAAUAUUGGUAGGCAUGAGAGGGCGUGCGGGCCAAAUAACCGUGAAACACUACACAUUUAUUAUCAAAACGCUAACUCAAACAUUUUCAGAUGCACCUCACGAAUUAGUGUAGAUCCAAGGCAAGAUCGGAAGGCAAACCAAACGCGUCCGUUAAUAGAGGACACUGGAAGACUACCAGAAUCAGAGAACUUGUUGAGAUGGCUAAAACCCAAAUAAAUUUGGAUUUUGAGUUCAUAUCUUAACUCAAAUGCUGGAUGUAAACAGAUCACCAUAAAAUAAGCAACUUACUAAAUGCUUCACAAAAUAUGAAACCACCGAACUUUCUCUUAAGUUUAUUUCCCUUCAGCUCUCUCAAGUUUAAAGGCAGGUCUUCCAAAAGAUAAUCGGAGAUUUCGUCGCCCCAAACUCUAUUGGGAAUCCCGGUUUUAUUUUUUUCCCCACUAUGUUUAUGGCUACAAACAGAUAUUUAUUACACCGUUACUACCAUCAUUAAUUUGUGUGUUGUCGCGUGCGUACGCUGCAGAUGAAAAAGUAUUCUCUUUGAAUACUAACGCAUUCUAUUCAUAGGUCGAGCUAUAUGGACUAGACAUAUUCGAAAUGGAAAAGAACUUCCAGAAAUUGCGCGUGACGAUCACUACGACUUCAAUUUCCAGGUAGGGGUACUGUUGGUGCACUUAAAUCUUACGAACAGGAUGUGCUCUGUGAAGAAGUACUACCCGGUACUUCUUUUCACUUCUCAGCCAGAAAUAAUAAAAGCAGGGGCUAGAAACAUUUCCUGUUGGGAUGUCAGGCAGACACAUCCUAAAAUAGUUUCUUGCUGGUAUUUGUUGGCAUGGUUGUUUUGUCAUCAUAGAAUAUAAUGAUUUCUUAACAAAAAGGGAAAUCCAUGCAAAUUAGGAACUUCCGUCUUCCCCUUUUCUUCCACCUUCCUUCUCCUCCAAACGCGAGCAACACCCCAGCGAACAAUGAUGCCAUUCGUUCUUGUUCACAGGACACACAAGUUCUCAGAAAAGAAAUCAACAUUCAGCCGGUGAGUAUACAUGUAAAAUACUACAUAACCGAUGAACUACAUUUUCGAAAUAAUGUUACCAAUAUUAUCAUAUGUAAGUCAUUGCAUGCUGUAAAUCAGUGCUUGACAUAACCGAUGCUCUUGUUUUGCCUUAAUUUUUCCUUUAAGGGAGACGAAAUGAUUCACUACUGCAAAUACAAUUCUAUGGACAGGGAUCAGCUAACGAAGGUAACAAUUAUAACGAUCCGUUUUCUAAAAAGGUGAUGAUCUUGCUUCAUAGUUUCAUUAUUUUAAACAGGACGCGAACCAAUGUGUUACAGUCCUGGUAAAAGACCUUGGAGCACCCUAGGAAAACACGCAAAAAAUUGUUUCCCUGAGGACCGCUAAUUUUCACUUAUCCACCCUUCCAAUCGUCCUCAAUAACUUAGGAAUUAAUGCAGGCUACAUUGAUUGCACUGCUUCUUUCCCUACACCUAUCCAUAUUUAGGGAGGCGUUGCUUCGAGAGAAGAAAUGUGCUUGGACUUCUUGUUCUAUUAUCCACGUGUACCCAAGAUCAAAUUGUGUCAAAGUACUGCAUAUGGUCCUCCAUACAAGUUCAUCAAAAAAUACUUGUGAGUCUCGUUUAAAUUCGUAUUUGACAUUUCAAGGUUGUUGUAUUAGUUGGACGGUUCCCUUCCCUACCCCCUCCCCCCCUCCUCCCAGGCUUCUCAGAUGUUCUGUGGGCUGACAGCCAACUGUGUUUUGAAAAAAACUGCAUGUCCUCGUGUUCUUUAAAAAUGAGCCAGAAAAUUAUGGUUUGUUCCCUUGACUAAACAAGGUGCAAUGUACGUUUUUAACAUGUCAUGCCACCUGAUUCCGAGAAGAUCAACCUGCAGACUUGUUCCAUCAAUCGAUAACUAUUGGACCAACUUGUUUAGUAUUUUGUAUUUUGUCAUUAUUCAACUAUUGAAAGCUCAACAGAAAUCGAAGCCGUACGCUUAAACAAUAGGUUCAUUUGUGAUAUACACGCCUCGUGCAUAAUGUUUGAUUUGCAAAUGUUAAAAUAUCAAUGGCUGUGAAUAUAUGAAAAUCAUAUAUGUGAACUGCGGAUAAAGACGUGAAUAUGAAAGCGAUCUUCGCAGUAAUAAACACUACUUGAGAAGUAGCAAAAAUAAGGCCUGAAAAAAAUUCAGUAUGUUAAAGUAACCUGUGUGGAAUUCGCUAGCGAGCAAAUAAAUAUUUUGUUUAAAAAAAAAAAAACUUUCACGAGCAUGGCGAUAUGCUUGAUUAUUCGUUUGUUUGAUUUGGCCUUGACUCCAGGAAAGAUGCUAACUUAACCUCUCCAUACCGUAAUCCUAUGACCAAAACGUCAUUGGACUGGACUGAUGAAAUGGUGGCUGACUUCAAAGAGUACAACGAAGAAGUUCAGAGAGUAUUUCCUCGUUGUGGUAUUCGUAAAUUUUCCUCUGUUACUGUAAGUAUCCACGUUUCUUCAACAUCCGACCCUCCAAACCUUACCUGUAAGUUAAUGAGUGAGGCAAACUUGGCCAUGACGAAAUUUUCUAAUGGAAGUGACUCCAGAAGGGGAUUUCUGACCAUGUUUUAUCUACAGAUGUAUAAAGCGAACGCCUUAUUCCUUGACAAGGCCAUUUUUCUGGGCAACAUUUUGAGUACAGAUGCGAAAACAAAAUUUAAAAUGGAGAAUAUUCCAGAGAUAAUUGCACUGCCGAGUUGUGGAAACUCGAUACUUAUGCACAACCACAGUCGUCUCGAAGUUCAAUUUUUAUUAUUACACUUUCUUCUGAAUUGACUUGCGCUAUAUUUGUUUUCCUCAGGACACAAUGAAUCCAAACUUCACGGUGCCGAUACCAAAAAUCGCUGAGCCUCUUCCAGCCGAGAAGUCCGACUGUCCACCAAUCCCAGUUGCUGCAGGCCAGCGCAUGUCACCUGGGGUUUUCGCAGCGUACUUUGGGAUACUGCGUGCUGUCUUUUGUAUUGUAAACCAAUGA